Molecule: messenger RNA, 2314 nt
Organism: Frankliniella occidentalis (western flower thrips)
Lineage: Eukaryota; Metazoa; Arthropoda; Insecta; Thysanoptera; Thripidae
Gene: Idh3a
Product: probable isocitrate dehydrogenase [NAD] subunit alpha, mitochondrial
Exons: 7
Coding region: 80-1264 (394 amino acids)
Biological process (GO): tricarboxylic acid cycle; isocitrate metabolic process
Cellular component (GO): mitochondrion
Molecular function (GO): NAD binding; isocitrate dehydrogenase (NAD+) activity; magnesium ion binding
Source: RefSeq, a predicted model, not a curated record
CGCACUUCGCACACACCUCUCGCUUUAGUUCAGAAAGGAAGUCACUCUCCGAAGAAGGCUGUGAUCUUUCCCUGUAAAGAUGGCCGCCCAGAUCGUGAAAAGAGCUUCUUUAAACAGGAGCACCAUAAGUGACUGGAUUAAAGGCUUGCUUUCACGAUUGAAAAAUGAUGGUGGCCAAGGGCCUUCUUUUCAAUCCAGAACCUUCGAAGUAGAUGAGCUGUCCGCCGCUCAGCCUUUGAAGAGGCAUUACAGUAGUGGUACAAGAACGUGUACCCUUAUUCCUGGAGAUGGCAUUGGACCAGAAAUUUCUGCUGCUGUGCAGAAGAUAUUCCAGGCAGCAAAUGUUCCAAUUGAAUGGGAAGUUGUCGAUGUAACUCCAGUCCGUGGACCAGAUGGACUCUUCAACAUCCCUCAAGCUGCCAUUGAUUCAGUGAACAAAAACAAAAUUGGGCUCAAGGGCCCUCUUAUGACUCCUGUUGGAAAAGGCCAUCGGUCUCUCAAUCUUGCUUUGCGAAAGGAGUUCAACCUAUAUGCCAAUGUAAGGCCCUGCCGAUCUUUGGAGGGUUAUCAAACAUUAUAUGAUAAUGUUGAUGUUGUAACAAUCAGAGAGAAUACCGAGGGAGAGUACUCUGGUAUUGAACAUGAAAUUGUUGAUGGUGUUGUGCAAAGUAUCAAGCUCAUCACCGAAGAGGCCUCUGCGCGAGUAGCUGAGUAUGCAUUUGCCUAUGCCAAGGAUAAUGGCCGUCAAAAAGUUACCGCUGUUCACAAAGCCAAUAUUAUGCGCAUGUCAGAUGGUCUCUUCUUGCGUUGUUGCCGGGACGCUGCUGAGAAGCACCCUGACAUCAAGUUUGAGGAAAAGUAUCUAGAUACUGUCUGUCUUAACAUGGUCCAGGAUCCCAGUAAAUAUGAUGUACUGGUCAUGCCCAACCUGUAUGGUGACAUCUUGUCAGAUAUGUGUGCUGGACUUGUCGGUGGCUUGGGACUUACACCCUCAGGCAAUAUGGGCUUGAAUGGAGCCUUGUUUGAAUCUGUGCACGGUACCGCUCCAGACAUUGCUGGCAAGGACUUGGCAAACCCUACUGCGUUACUUCUGUCAGCUGUCAUGAUGUUGCGUCACAUGGAGCUGAACGCUCAGGCAGAUAAAAUUGAAAAAGCUGCCUUUGAUACCAUUAAGGAAGGAAAGUACCGUACUGGUGACUUGGGUGGCAAAGCCAAAUGCUCAGAGUUCACUAAUGAAAUCUGUAGCAAAAUUCAAGCAUCAUGAACAAUUAGACUGUAAUUCUAACUCUCCCAAACAUUUGUAGGAAUCAAUAAUUUAUGCCUUUGACUCAAGUGUAUGGUAUUAUUUCAAUGCUGUCAGGCUGUGAAGAUCUUUGGCGAAAGGGAGGUCUUUUCUAUGACCCCUUGUCUAGCUUUAUUCUUGUUUUGUUCAGAAAAUGAGUGCAAUGAGUACCUCUCAAAUUGACUUCAUAGUGGUGAGCAGUAUUACUUCUAGGCAAUCAUCUGAUUUGAAUUUGUAAUAAAAUAAAUUUAUGUACAGUCAGUAUUAGAUUUGCACUCAAUGUUAACUUUUUCAGUUAGUAUCAAGAGGAAGCUCAUUUCAGAGUUAAUGUCUAAGUCUUAAAUUUUUAUUAUUUAUUUAUAGUAAUGAAGUGGGAGUAAUCUACCAAAUGACAGUCUCACUCUUGAGAUAUGAGGAAACUCGCUACAUACCUUUAGUAUUAUGUUGUCUUGUGUUAAAUGUGUUGGAAGACAAUAAUUGAAGCUACUGAUUGCAGACAUUUUUACAUCAACCUAAUGAGUUUGGCCCCUUACGUGAUGAUUGUGUUACUUUUCCUCUUUUUAACUUCUUUUUUAAUUUUACCUGUUAGAUGUCCUGUUUAUUGUGUUCACUGCAUACCUCUUUUUACUCUUGCAUCUUUGUUUCAUAUUCUGAAUGUUUUUUUUUAACCAAUACAAAUGAUAUGUGCCUUGGGAAAGUUUCACAAUUUUGAAGUUGUCAUUUUGUGGAUGCUGAUGUGUACUUUGUAAUUCUAUGUAGAAUAGAGCUUUAACGCUCAGAGGCUCUAGAUAAAACCUUUUACAUUUUUGUGCCAACCCAAAACAAAGAUGUUUAAAUGUCUGGGACCUUUUAUAAUCUCUAUUGGCCCCAAAGUUCUUUCAUUUUGCAAUGGCAUCAACUCUAGAUUUAUGUUCCUGGAAGCUACUACCAUUACUAGUCAAUUUGUUUGGAUUUCUAUUCUGGAGAGUUUGUGUGACUAUGCUGCAAGGUUGUAACUUAUUUGUUGUUGUUGAAAUAAAGGAUAGAAAAACA